Messenger RNA from Phanerochaete carnosa HHB-10118-sp, 2825 nucleotides. RefSeq lists its product as uncharacterized. Gene Ontology annotation, biological process: protein phosphorylation; cell surface receptor signaling pathway. Lineage: Eukaryota; Fungi; Basidiomycota; Agaricomycetes; Polyporales; Phanerochaetaceae. The transcript has 11 exons. The record is from RefSeq and is a predicted model, not a curated record. Bases 510 to 2483 code for a protein of 657 amino acids. Gene Ontology annotation, molecular function: ATP binding; protein kinase activity.
AGCCGUCCCAGCGUCCCCUCCUUCGCCUGAAACCCCAUCAUGCUCUGCUUUAUUAGAUAGCUCUUCUUGGCUCGCUGACCCGCAGGCAACUAUAUGUAUUCAAUUUGGUCGGCAUCAUGCUUCCAAUUGCUAUACGACGUGCUCCUUCCCCCCUGUCGCUUGGCUUGAAGUCCGCACCGGAGUGAAUCGACUAUGCGAUGUUCGGAAAGCUUACCACGAUGUAGUGGCGAGAAGAAGCCUCCGCAAACUGGCGACGCAUCAACGACUUCUUGCAGGGUCGCCUUCCGCUAGCCGAGAAUUGAACCGCAGUUGCCACUCGCAAUAUCUACUCUGAUAGAACCUGUGCGGCUGCCUACGCCAAGGCCCAUCCUCAGCAUAGCCUCACUCACUGGCGUGCUGCUUAGCGAUGUGCACCGAUCUGCCAAUAUCCCCAGUCAAUGGAAUCCGCGUCGAUAGCAGCACAGCAGAGUUAUAACUACGGCGUUCACGCAUCCUGAACGUUGACCAUCAUGUCAGACACCCUGCAAACGCUGCAGACAGUAUUCAAUGUUGCCCUUAAUACCCUAGAGGCCAUCCCAGACCCCAUAUCGUCGGCAAUUACUGCAGUAGUACAUCAGAUAUGGAACGCUGUACAACAGGCAAACCAAAACAAGCAUCAGAUGAGAGUGCUGUUCCAGCACAUCUGCGAACUACUCAGUUCGCUGGGAUCACCGCAGAACUUCAAUGACCAAGCAAUCCAGAAAGCAGUCAGCGUGCUUGUACGCAAUCUGGAGAACGUGCUCAAGUUCGUCGUUUCGGAGCAGCGGAAGACUUUUCUCAAGUCGAUGCUCACAGCCGACGACCUGAAGCUCAAGAUAGAGGAACACCAGCGUCACAUCAGCACUGCCUGUCUCGGUUUCCAGAACGCGGCGCUGCUGACUGCGAACAAAAAGCUCGACGAUCUCAUGGAGCGCCUCAACUCACACGCGGAUCAGCAGGCAGCGACAGCGGCGCAGCAGCUCGCGCUGCAGCAAGAUAUGGCAGAGAAUCUACAGAUGCUGCGCUCAGCGGUGACGAGCACCGCCUUCCUCGAUGAACUGCUCGGGACGGUACAGGCGGAUCCGACGCACAUGAUGACCGCCAUGCAGGCAGUGCUUGAGCGAGAGGAGAGCGGCCAGACCCGGCUCCGGCGGGAAGAAAUCGAAUUCUUGCGUGCUGGUGUCAAGCGGCUGUCGGUGCAGACGCAAGGGAAGAAGGUCAAGAUCAAGAGCUGGACCGUUACUGGUUUCGAAGUUGAGCGCGGGUUCUUGUUGGGUUCGGAUAUCAGCUCGACGAUCCGAGUUGGACGAUGGCUUGGAAAGGUAGUGAGUAUCUUGGAGAUGAGAGAUAUCCAGACAACUUUGGAUUUUGUCAAGUUGUGGAAAUCUCUCCGCAGCACGCGGAUUCAAGGAAUGUUGGGAGCCUCGACAACAGAUUCUCCCCCAUUUAUUCUUCUACCAUACGCUCCAGAUAAUGUUCUGGACUAUCUGAUAAAGACACCUGCACCGGACUACCUCAGAUUGGUGUCGGAGAUCGCUCGAGGACUUGAUUAUCUCCAUCAUCGAGAUCCGCCUGUCAUUCAUGGCAGCAUUAGACCGGGUGUAGUCCAUGUGGAUUCGCAGGGGAACGUUACCCUCAGCUGCAUCGCCAUUCAUCGGACGCACCUCGCGCCCAUGGACCUUGCCACGACAAUGAAACUGCACAACGCGCUAUCGCCAUGGCAGGCACCCGAGCUACCGGCUACCGGCCCCACCCCCGCAGCCGACAUCUAUGGAUACGGGUUGCUCCUUUCAUCCAUGCUCACUAUCCUCCUGGAUAAGCACUCGAGCUCACCCUUCGAUGGCGAGGCGCUCUUGCGACGACUAAUAGACGGCUGUCUUGAACCGAUGCCCGAAGACAGAUCAACUACGUCAGAGAUUUUGCAAAUAAUCUCUGCGACCAACCCCGUUGUACGCGACGGUGACAUGUUUACGGCCCAGCCCUCUUUGGUCGUCGACCCCCUACCGGAAGGCGUCGCAGAACACUGGCGGCUGGUCCCCAUUAUGAGGCGUGCUUACGGAGUCGUCAUUCAGAACAUAGACGCCAUUUAUCUCAGUACUGCGCCCAUCGAUGGUACAAGUGACAACCCUCUGAGAAGACUCAGUUUCGAAAUCCGGUGCCACGACCAAGGCGAGGAAGGCACCACGGCAAGGCCGCAGGACGGCGCGUACGCGUGGAUGGAAGUCGCACUAUGCCGACCCACUGUAACCGAAUCAGGCCUGAAAACUGUCCACGUCGAUUUCGAGGAAGAAUGUCCAGGAGCCUACAGAGGACACAUGAUCGAGCCAACCCGAUGGGAGGUCGUGCGCUGUCCGUUCGCUGACAAAGCUCCGCGUACGCAUCGUAUCAACUUCGACCACUUGCACCCGGUUGUUCGUUUGGCAAAGAAAGGAGAUCGUAUUCAUCUUUACCCGAAGGCACUGUGAGUUUGCAUUCUAUCUUGCGUAGUACGGGCGGAAACUAAACAUAUUAUGCAGCUUUCCUGGAUGGGCCUGCUUCAUCUACUCAGCUGAAAUCCAUGUUGUCACGGAAUAUUGAACGGCAAAGAUCUUAAUGCGGAAGUACCCAAGUGUGAACCAACGGACCAUAUCCCACCCCGACUGUUGUACUUGUACAUGCUAUUUAUAUAUUGCUGCUCUGUUCAGUCCUCAGCGCGCUUUCGACCCGAGAUCCUUGAGGACUUCCUUCGAAUGCUCCUUCGCCUGCUUGCUAGUAUUGGGGUUGUUCAAGUUUGCCUGUAAAGGGCGCCAAAUUGAGCACUAUCCACA